CUGAAUUGCAGGAUAGAGACCCAAGAAACUUUACUUCGACAUAUUCGGCGUCUGGUUGAGUUAGGUCCAAGCAAGACGCUUCUGGGCAUGUCCCAGAAGACCAUAGCACCGAACCCUAGACAACCGAUACAACUUCUAGCAUGUACCCAAGAUCUACAGCAACUGUGCUAUGUCUACGACGAUCCGGAAGAGUCAACAGUUGAUGAUCCAGUAAUCGGGACUCCUGUAUCCAGCACAUUAGCGGAAGUAACAGCCCCCGAACCAGAGGCGGAGCCAGUACCAGCAGUGCAGGUGCAGGAAGCUCCCUUAACUGCCAUUGUCAUCAUCCGCGCUCUCAUCGCUCGCAAGUUCCGCAAGUCGGCAGCCGAAAUUGAUACUACCCAAUCAAUCAAAGAUCUGUGUGGAGGUAAGGCGGAACAACCAUGCACGGGUAACCAAUUGCAUGCUGACCGAGCCUAUAGGAAAGUCUACCUUGCAGAAUGAGCUGGUCGGAGAGCUUGGGAAUGAAUUCCCGACACUCCCAGAUCGGCCCGAAGACGUUCCACUUGGGGACCUGGAUACAGCCCUGGGGGAGGUUUCACUGGGUCAGGUUUCGUCCGCUCUCCUGCAGCGAGUGUUCUCUGCCAAAAUGCCGGCGCGCAUGACUGUCGCGACAGUUCGUGCGCGCCUGGCUACCAUGUGGGGGCUCCCUACCCACCGACAGACUGCAGUGUUGGUAGGGGCUCUGGCUGCUGAGCCACAGGUCCGACUACCCUCCCUCGAGGCCGCUACCCAAUACUGGGACGGGCUCACGGAGGCAUAUGCGCAGUCAGUGGGGCUGUCUCUGCAGCGACAGACCGUUCAGCGAUCGCGCAGACCCCAGCUUACACCAGGCGAUGACGACGAUAUACUAGCGCUCAAGGAUUCCCUCGGAGCAAAAUCGCUCGCGCGGAAACAGUAUGAAGCUCUCAGGCAGUACCUCGGAAUCUCAAAUUCGAAUACGGAGACAGACGGUUUAACGGUGGAGCUGCAGCAGAGACUGGACUCCUGGACUGCGGAAUUCUCUGAUGAAUUCCUCAGCCGCAUUACGCCUUGCUUUGAUGCUCACAGGGCCCGGCAGUACCGUGACUGGUGGAAUGCAGCCCGUCAAGAACUACUUGCUGUCUGCGAACUGGGUGCCGAGGCGGUCUUUACGGAGCAGCUACGAGAUGUUCUUUGUCGACGAUCUGAUCGCAGUCUUGUUCGGGUCGCCCAGGCCAAUCCAGCGGCACGCAUACUGGCCCCGGCCCUCGUCGCUGCACUCGACUCGCCCCCCAGAGUCCGGUUGGGAGAGUCUUUGACCAUGGCUCCCCAGACUGUGGUGUCGCGGACGGGAGUGAUUGAAUACCAUGAGCAUCCCCGGGAUCCCUCGCGUUUCGCCGAGUUUUUCACCCACUGGAUCCAGAAAAACCGCAACCCGGGUGCGGCGCAAUCCAACGGAACGGAUCUCACAACGCAGAUGCUUGAAAGUCUUGCCCAUGCGAGCCAGACAGGCGUUACAUUUGUCAACAAAACAUAUCUCAUCACUGGGGCAGGCCCCGGCUCUAUUGGCGGCCAUAUCGCGCGCCUGUUGCUUGCCGGAGGGGCCUGUGUCAUCGUGACUACCAGUCGUGAGCCCUCGGUGGCGGCACCACAUUUCAAAAAGUUGUACGACGAGUAUAGCAGUCGUGGAUCAAAGUUACACCUGGUCCCUUUCAAUCAGGCCAGUGCUGUCGACUGCGAGCGCCUAAUUGAGUACAUCUAUGGCGAAUUAGGGCUGGAUCUGGACGCCAUCUUGCCAUUCGCAGCCACAGGCCAGGUUGGGGCGGAAAUUGACGGGCUCGAUGCCGGUAACGAGGUCGCUCUGCGUCUCAUGCUUGUGAAUGUACUACGGUUACUCGGGUUUAUAGUGACCCAGAAACGCCAGCGAGCGAUCCAUUGCCGACCAACCCAAGUGGUACUCCCACUUUCCCCAAACCAUGGAAUCCUGGGGGGCGAUGGCCUGUACGCUGAGUCUAAACGUGGACUGGAGACUGUGAUGCGCCGCUUUCACUCGGAGUCGUGGGAGGAAGAACUAUCGAUCUGCGGCGUCAAUAUUGGUUGGACUAGAUCCACCAGCCUGAUGACAACCAACGACAUGGUCGCUGAAACAGCAGAACAGCAGGGUAAGGUCCUGACUUUUUCUGGGCCCGAGAUGGCAGAACUCAUCACUCUCCUGUUGAGCCCAGCCUGGGCCACCCACUGCGAAGAUGCGCCUGUCAUGGCAGACUUUUCCGGUGCCUUGGGUGACUGGCAAAAUGCUGCUGCUGGCCUGGCGGCCGCUCGUGCAAGUAUCCAACAGCGCGCUGAAAUCGCGCGGGCCAUUGCUCAGGAGGAUGAACGGGAGUCCAGUGGGCGACUGGGCACCACAAAAGCCCAGGACCUUGUACCCAUUCGAGCCUCCCUCCGCCUAGGUUUCCCGCGCCUACCCGAGUACAUGUCAGAGGUGGAGCCUCUGCAGCAUCAACUCAUGCCAGAUCUAGUCCCAGAGGAUGCAGUGGUAGUGGUGGGCUUUGCUGAACUGGGCCCCUGGGGGAGUGCGCGCGUUCGAUGGGAGAUGGAGUCGCGGGGCCAGCUGUCGCUAGCUGGCCAUGUCGAAAUGGCAUGGCUCAUGAACCUCAUCCGACAUGCUGAUGGACCGGGACCAAAUGGCCAUUAUAUCGGAUGGGUUGAUGCGCAGAGUGGACAGCCCGUCGCCGAUGCUGAAAUUCCGCAACAAUACGGGGACACAAUCCGGACCCAUGCAGGCAUCCGGCCACUGCCAUCCGACAAUCGCGAAAUCUUCCAGGAGAUUGUGCUGGAUGAAGAUCUAGCCGCGUUUGAGACUACGCGCGCGAAUGCGGAAGCCUUACUCCAGCGACAUGGCAGCAACCUUGUCACGAUCCUCUCUUCCGGUGACGGGGAUGACGAUGACCCUUCCAGCACUUGUCAAGUCCAGCUGCGGCACGGUGCCACGAUCCGGGUCCCCAAGUCCAGCAUGGCAGGGCCAGGGGUAGCUGGUCAAUUACCCAUGGGUUGGUCUCCAGACAAGUACGGAAUUCCGGCAGAGAUUGUCCAGCAGGUCGACCCUGUGACUCUUGUGCUACUCUGCUGUGUAGCAGAGACCUUCUAUAGCGCCGGGAUCACAGAUCCCAUGGAGAUCUUUGAGCAUAUCCAUCUAUCAGAGCUGGGGAACUUUAUCGGUUCAUCCAUGGGAGGGGUCGUUAACACACGGGCUCUCUAUCAUGAUGUCUCUCUAGACCAGGAUGUCCCAUCAGACGCACUACAAGAAACGUACCUGAAUACUGCCCCAGCUUGGGUCAACAUGCUGCUGUUGGGCGCAGCAGGUCCGAUUAAGACCCCCGUGGGCGCAUGUGCAACUGCGCUCGAAUCGAUCGAUUCCGCUCUGGAGUCAAUUCAAGCCGGUCAUACCAAGAUAUGCCUUGUCGGUGGCUAUGACGAUCUCCAGCCCGAAGAAUCGGUCGGAUUUGCGCGCAUGAAGGCGACCGCCUCUGUCCCCAACGAGCAAGCCCGCGGCCGCCUGCCCACCGAGAUGUCUCGUCCAACCGCGGCCAGUCGCGCGGGUUUCGUCGAAUCUCAGGGGUGUGGGGUUCAACUACUCUGCCGCGGUGAUGUAGCCCUCGCGAUGGGCCUCCCAAUCUACGGGAUUGUCGCCGGCUCUGGCAUGGCGGCGGAUGGCGUCAGCCGCUCCGUCCCCGCUCCAGGACACGGAAUCCUCACCUUUGCACGGGAGAAUAGCAAGAGCUCUCCCGCUCCGUUGCGCGCGGCUCUCGCCCGCUGGGGUCUCGGCAUCGACGACCUCACGGUGGCUUCAUUGCACGCCACGUCAACGCCGGCCAACGACAAGAAUGAACCAGCAGUGAUCCAGUCCGAGAUGGCGCAUCUCGGACGCACCCCGGGCCGGCCGCUCUGGGCAAUCUGCCAAAAGUCCGUCACGGGCCAUCCCAAAGCUCCAGCUGCCGCUUGGAUGCUGAACGGGUGCCUCCAAGUGCUUGACUCGGGGUUGGUACCUGGCAACCGCAACGCAGAUGACAUCGAGCCAGAGCUCCGCGCAUUCGAUCAUCUAUGUUUCCCCACCCGCCCGGUUCAAACCGCGGGUGUUAGGGCAUUCCUUUUGAAUUCUUGCGGGUUCGGGCAAAAGGAAGCCCAAGUGGUGGGUGUUCAUCCUCGCUACUUCUUUGCCCUCCAGUCCGGUCCGGAGUUCCACGCCUACCAGAUCCGGGUGCAACGGCGUACGCGACAUGCUGAGCGGGCUUACAUCCGGGCCCUGAUGGGAAAUCACAUCGUGCAGGUGCAAUCGCGUCCUCCUUAUGAAGGUACAGACAUGGAUUCGAUCUUGCUAAACCCUUCCGCGCGUCUCCACCGAGAGCAGGCCACGGGAUCCUACCAUGUCUCGGUCCCAGCAGCAUCCAGUGCUCCCACGCGGGCGAGUCCCAAUGCUGCAUCCGGGAGUGUUCCUCCCCUUCGGCCAGUGUCUGCGCCGGACGCACAUCCGUCCACGGUAGGUGUGGAUACGGUAACCCUCAGCACCUUUACUGCGCAUGAGAAUUUGAUCUUCCUCCGGCGCAACUACACCGACCGCGAAUAUCAAUCGCUGCAAACACACCGAGACAUGCGGGCAGCAGUAGCAAGCGGUUGGUGCGCCAAAGAGGCCGUGUUCAAGUGUCUUAAGACAGUCUCCAAGGGCGCAGGUUCAGCGAUGAAGGAGAUCGAGAUUUUGCGAUCUCAGGGAGCGCCAUACGUCGUGCUUCAUGGAGACGCAUUGCAGGCGGCGCAAGAAGCAGGGCUUCAGAACAUCCAGUUGAGUCUGAGCUAUGCAGACGACAGUGUAAUCGCCAUUGCACUGGGAGUUCCACAGUAGGUUUCUAGCUGAUGAUUCAGUAUACAUCUCGAUCUUGGUAAAUAGACUGCAUUUAUUUCAUUUAAGUGAUGAUAAAUUAAGAAAUCAGAAUUAUAUACUUCAUUAAUUUCGACGCGAAAUUCCAUAUGCUUUCUGGAUAGUCCAGC
Molecule: messenger RNA, 5043 nt
Organism: Aspergillus ochraceoroseus IBT 24754
Lineage: Eukaryota; Fungi; Ascomycota; Eurotiomycetes; Eurotiales; Aspergillaceae
Exons: 2
Coding region: 443-4897 (1484 amino acids)
Biological process (GO): long-chain fatty acid biosynthetic process
Cellular component (GO): fatty acid synthase complex
Molecular function (GO): 3-oxoacyl-[acyl-carrier-protein] synthase activity; fatty acid synthase activity; 3-oxoacyl-[acyl-carrier-protein] reductase (NADPH) activity
Source: RefSeq, a predicted model, not a curated record